This is a messenger RNA of Vigna unguiculata (cowpea), 933 nucleotides long. RefSeq lists its product as uncharacterized. The record is from RefSeq and is a predicted model, not a curated record. NCBI's taxonomy places the organism in Eukaryota, Viridiplantae, Streptophyta, Magnoliopsida, Fabales, Fabaceae.
AUGAGUGAUGAUAGGUUCGAUGUUAUUGUCCACCAUGGUGGUGAAGUAGAGGCCCAUGAAGAGGCUGCUGAAGUAGAGAUUGGGGAUGCCAGUGGUCUGAAUAGUGAUGUUGAAGUGGAAGGUGAAAUUGAAGUGGAAACUAUGCCUGAAAGUGAUGAUUCUAGCAGAGGUAAAUUUGAAAAUAGAGCAUGUCAUUUAAUCGAGUUAUCUGAUGAUGAAUGGCAUUCAGAAGAAUUACUUAGUGGGCCAAAUAGCGAGAGUGAAACAGUUGGGGAUGAAGAAAACAAUGAUGAAAGGACAAGAUGUGGUCCAUUCCAAACAUUUGUAAUGCCAAAAAGGAGAAAUCUGAAAUUCUUGAAAAAUGAUAGUAAGCGAGUUAGGGUUGGUUGUUUAGGUGCACAAAAUAAAUGUCAAUGGUCCGCAUAUUGUUCCUAUGUUCGUAGCCGUAAGAUUUGGCAAUUAAGGAAACUACUUGAUGUUCAUUCUUGUAGCAAGGAGUUCAAGAUUAAUAUCAUUAAAGCAAAGUGGCUUAGUGAAACCUUGGACCAAACUCUAAUAGAGAAUCCAAAGCUAAAGAUAAAUGACGUAAGACAAAGGGCUUUAAGAAAAUGGAAUACACAUGUGUCAAUAUCAACAGCUCGUAAAGCAAGGGCAAUGGCUGCAGAUAUAGUAGAUGGGUCAUUUAAAGAGCAAUAUAAAAGAAUCUACGACUAUGCACAUGAAUUACUAAAAUGUAAUCCCGGAUCAACUAUAAAAAUCAAAGUGGAAAAUGAUAAUGAUGAAGCAAUUUUUCAGAGGUUUUACUCUUGUUUAAAAGCAUGUAAAGAUUCCUUUGUCUUCUGUAGACCCAUCAUAGGUUUGGAUGGUUGUUUUUUAAAAGGAAAAUACGGAGGUGAGUUGUUGAGUGCUGUGGGUAGAGAUGCUAAUGAUUAG